Messenger RNA from Dracunculus medinensis (Guinea worm), 3453 nucleotides. Lineage: Eukaryota; Metazoa; Nematoda; Chromadorea; Rhabditida; Dracunculidae. The record is from the annotation of a GenBank genome assembly.
AUGUCGAAUAAUUACAUAGUAUCGGCACAGAAGCCAACAGUCAUCACUCAUGCGCUUACCGGCAAUUUUUUCGAUAAAAAACAGCUUCAGUUAGUUCUCGCACGAAUUAAUCGGCUUGAAGUAUUAUCGAUUACAGCUGAAGGCUUAAAAUCAUUUAGUGAAAUUCCAGUAUUUGGACGAAUUGCUUUGAUUAAGGAAUUUGAUAGUUUGCUAAUUCUAACAGUGAAAUAUCACCUUGCAAUAAUAUGCUGGGAUGGAAACGGAAAAGUAUCUACGCGAGCAUCUGGUUCAGUUGCAGAUCGUAUCGGUAGGCCAUCAGAAACUGGUGUGAUUGCAAUGAUACAUGCAUCUGGACUUCUUGCCUUUCGUCUUUAUGAUGGCGUAAUCAAAUUGAUACAGUGGUCGGAUGGAAAAGAUUUACGUGGUUUUAAUGUCCGUUGCGAUGAUCUUCAUAUAAUUGACAUCAAUUUUCUUGAUGAUCCUUCUGCUGAAAAACCGACACUUGUAUAUAUUUGUCGUGAUCGAAACGGUUGUCAUCUGAAAACUACAAUGGUUAAUUUAUCAGAAAAAGAACUUCAUGCGCCAACUAUAGUCGCGGAAAAUAUUGAGCACGAGUCUUCGAUAUUAAUUGCUGUUCCUCAACCACUGGGCGGUGUUAUUGUUAUUGGCCGUGAAACUGUAACAUAUUGUAAAAAUAAAGAUGUUUUUGUCGCAAGAGCACCUUUAAUCAAUUAUCAGUCUCAUGCUACUUGUUAUGGCAUAAUUGAUUCCAAUGGUCAACGAUAUUUGGUUGGAGAUCUUUGUGGACGUUUAUUCUUGGUUAAAUUGGAAGUUGCUAUUAAUUUUAGCGGCGUUAAAUAUGUUUGUGAUAUAAAGUUUGAAUUUCUUGGUGAAUGUUCGAUUCCUGAAUGUAUCGUUUAUCUCGAUAAUGGUGUCGCUUUUGUCGGCUCUCGAUUCGGUGAUAGUCAGUUGAUUCGCUUAUCAUGCCAAGCUUUCGAAGAUGGAUCAUUUAUCCAAGUCUUGGAUAGAUUCUCGAAUUUGGCACCUAUUCGCGAUUUAACGGUCCUUAAUGUCAAUGGACAACAACAGAUUAUCACGUGCUCCGGUUGUUUUAAGGAUGGAUCUUUGCGACUCAUUAGAAAUGGGAUUGGUAUAGCAGAACUUGCAUCUAUUGCUCUUCCCGAUAUUCGUGCUCUUUAUACGAUGCGUCUUAAUUCGGAAUUUGAUGACUAUUUGGUUAUUGGUUUUGAUAAUACUACACAUAUGUUGAAAUUUGUUGGGGAAAAUUUGGAAGAUGUUGAUAUACCAGGUUUAUCGAUUUCGGAAAGAACAAUAUGGGCUGGUAAUUUAGAAAGUGGCGGUAUUUUACAAAUCACUAUAUCAGGAAUGUAUAUUGUCAAGAAUGACACAAAUUUCCAGUGGGUUGCACCAUCAAGAAUUUCAGUUGCUUCUGUAAAUCCCUGUAGCGGGCAAGUGGUAAUUGCUUGCCGCAACCUUCUUCAUUAUUUGCAAAUUACGGAUCAUGUUGAAUUAAUUAAGGUGGUAGAAUGCGAUUAUGAAGUUUCUUGCAUUGAUAUCAGUCCUAUAGGUUUGAAUUUAUUCUUACUUUUAUUUUAUAUUCAAAAAAAUAAGGACGAAUUUCUACAUUCAUCUUCUUUAUUGCUAAAUUUAGGAAAGAAAAAUGAAUCUGAAGUUAUUGCCCUAGCCUAUUGGACAGAAAUGUCCGUUGCUUUGAUGACUAUAUCAGAUAUGAAAGAGGUUACGAGACAAAAAGUGGGUGAUGAUAUGUUGGCUCGUUCAAUAUUACUCUGUACAAUGGAAGACAUAGUUUAUUUACUGGUUGGUCUCGGUGAUGGAACUCUUCAUUAUUUCCAAAUUGAUAUGAGUUCUGGUAUUUUGAUUGAACCAAAGAAAGCAACUCUCGGUACCAGACCUUUGAUUUUGCGAAAAUUUAUUUCAAAUGGCAUUCCUAACGUUUUUGCAUGCAGCGAUCGGCCUGCUGUUGUUUUUUCUUCUAAUCAUAAAUUGGUUUUUUCAAAUGUGAAUGUGCGAUUGGUUACUCAUAUGACUCCUUUAAAUGCUGAGUCGUAUGUAGAUUGUACUGCGUUUACCGAUGGCGAAUAUUUGAUCCUCGGAAAAGUUGAUGAUAUCCAGAAACUUCACAUUCGCGCAAUACCUUUGGGAGAAAGCCCUGCUAGAAUAGCAUCUCAACCUGAAACCGGAACUCUCGCUAUAUUAACACAUAGAAAUGAGUACAUGGAUAAAACGGGAGUUCGAUGUGGUGGAAAUUGUGCAUCAAAAUCAGCUGCAAAUAUAUCGAGCAGUCAACAUUCUGCAUCAAGACCUGACUCAAAACAGGCAACAGAAUGGGAAGUAAGUUCAGUUUUAUUAAUGGACGCAAAUACGUUUGAGAUUUUGCAUUGUCAUGAAGUCGGAAAAAAUGAGGUUGUAAUGUCUCUUAGAAGUUGUGAACUUGGUGGUCAAGAGAAAAGAAGUUAUUACGCGGUCGGCACUGCGCUGAUCUAUGAUGAUGAAACAGAGGCUAAAUUGGGUCGAAUUUUAAUAUUUGAAGUAAGUUCGAUUAAUGAAGGACGACAUAUGCGUUUAGUCCAUGAAAAGGAAGUUAAAGGAGCUGUUUAUAAUAUCCAAUCACUUGAUGGCAAACUUGUCGCAGCCGUUAAUAGUUGUGUUCGGCUAUUUGAGUGGACGGCAGAUAAAGAACUACGCCUUGAAUGUUCUGAUUUCGACAAUGUUGUUGCCCUUUAUUUAAGUACAAAAAAUAAUUAUGUUUUAGUUGGUGAUCUUAUGCGUUCACUGUCAUUACUUUAUUAUAAACCAAUGGAAGGGACAUUUGAGAAAGUAGCUAGAGAUUUCGUAACAAACUGGAUGACGGCAUGUGAGAUUGUUGAAAAAAAUGCGUUUCUUGGUGCUGAAAAUUCUUACAAUUUAUUCACCGUUAAACAUGAUAAUUCAGCCACAACUGUGGAAGAGCAAAUGCGAUUAACCGAAGUAGGACUCUACCAUUUAGGAGAACUGGUCAAUGUAUUUCGUCAUGGUUCCAUUGUGGCUUCACAUAUCGAUACGAUGCCACCAUAUACUACUCCAAUUUUAUACGGCACAAAUGACGGCGGACUUGGUUUAAUCGUGCAAUUGUCGGAUUCAUUUUUUAAAUUUUUAUCAGAUUUGCAAAAACAAUUGGUUGGUGCAGUUGAAAAUUGUUUGCGAAUCAGCCACACACAGUAUCGCUUAUUUGAAACAGAAAAACGUGCUGAACCCCCAAUUGGUUUUAUUGAUGGUGAUCUUAUUGAAACAAUUUUGGAUUUAAGUCGCGAAAAAAUUCAAGAAAUAAUUCAGGACUUAAAGCUUUGGACAGAUAAUCAAGGGGAAGAACCAAAAACAGCUUCCGUAGAUGAUAUUCUCAAAAUUGUGGAAGAUUUAUCUAGAAUUCAUUAA